Molecule: messenger RNA, 1044 nt
Organism: Brugia malayi
Lineage: Eukaryota; Metazoa; Nematoda; Chromadorea; Rhabditida; Onchocercidae
Exons: 10
Coding region: 1-1044 (347 amino acids)
Cellular component (GO): membrane
Source: RefSeq, a predicted model, not a curated record
AUGAAACGGCCAAGUGGUUUAUCGAUAGCAUUAAUGUUAAUGGUUUUGAAAAGUUGUAUUGUUUUCAUCGUUCUUUAUGAAUCAUUUAUGCUACUAGUCCGACCAUAUUUACUUAGUAUUAAACUUUAUGGACAAAAUAAUUUAUUGGAAUUUGUCAUUGAAUAUACUAUCUUCUCAUGUAUUAUGGUAAUAACAGAUAUUAUAACAUUCCUUUUACUAUUGGAUGGCAAUUAUGAGACAAUCAAAUAUUUCUUAAUAAUAAUAUUAAUAUGCCAAUUAAUCAUACUUUUUCCAUUUUCUUUGUCAGGAAUAAUUCUUGCUAUAACAACACAACAAGCAUCUGCUAAAGCUUUUAGUAGCACUUGGUUGGAAAAUUUUCAUUAUAUUCAUUAUUAUUCAUCAAAUUUAACUGCACCAAUGUUAAAUGAAACAAAUCUAAUAGAAGAUUUAAUGGAUAUGAAUUUGACUGAGCAAGAUUUCAAUACUUCAAAUUUAAUCAAAGAUGUUAUCGGUGUGCGUGAAUUGAUUGAAAACGAACCAAUUAUCAAAAAGCUUGACAAAUAUCUCACAUUUGUUAAUUCGGUUCAGCGACAAUUAGAAUGCUGUGGUGUUGAAGGAUCACAUGAAUGGUUAAGUUUAUAUUCUGGGACAUUUGCGCUUCAUAAGAUGACAAAAAAAGAUUUAUGGUGGUCAGAUAGUUGGGUACCAAGGCGAUUUACACCUUCGUGCUGCUCAGAGACAAAUUUUUUAUGUUCAAUUUAUUUAGAGAAAAAUAAAACAAACCAACCAUUUUAUAAAAAUCAAAUUAUUGGUUGUCGAAAAAAAGCAAUAUCUGAAAUUACAAAAAAUAUAAAAAUUUUAUGCUCAUUUAUGAUUGGAGCUAUAUUUUUACAACUUAUUUUAUCGCCACUCAUUUAUUUUCUCAUCGAACGAAGGAGACGAAUUGAACGAAUACUUUAUAUUACUCGAUGGAAACGACAACUUGAGGUUUUAUUACAACAGCAACGAAAAGAUGUUAGUAAUCGAAAUGAUCAAUUGUUGUAA